AGCCUCGAGUUCUAGCACUGCUCUAGUGUUGUUUUGUGAUCUUGUAGAUGACUUGAAAACUUGAAUCAUUCAUGUUGAUUGUUGAGAUUGAGUUUGAGUUGAAGUUGAAAUCAUAAUUCAACAUGUCUUCCAGUGUUUUUGUUUGUGAUUAGUUUUUGUGUAAAAAUAACUUCAAUUUUAGAAUAUUAUUACCAUGAGUAGUUGGAAGCCAGUGAGUGAUGAAAAUAGUUAUGGAAUAGUCAUUUACAAUUUCAUCUGUCCAGAAGAUUAUAAGCUAAAUUUAACAGUAGGAGAUGCCAUCCAUGUGUUGGAGGAAGAAGCCAGCUGGUACUACGGAUAUGUUGUCAGUAACAGAGAUGUUAAGGGUAUAUUUCCCAAAAGCUACGUACACAUGAGACCUUGCGAAAAGGUUGAUGCCUUUGGUCCAGUCUUAAAAGAGCCGUCCAUUACGAGAGAAAUAACUCUGGUACUCCGAGAAUGGGGGAUUCACUGGAAAAAUCUCUAUGUGAAUCACAACAGAAAUUUCGAACAAAUGAAAACACAAAUCUAUGACCUGCUAUCACAUCGAAGUAAAAUCAUUAGCGGCACACUACCCGUGGACGAAUUAAAGAGGGUGAUAAAGCAAGCGGUGGAAGAAAUAGACAUAGGAAAUAAAAUUUUAGGUUUAGAUUUAUUAGUAAGAGACAAAUGUGGCAAUUUUAUGAAUCCUAAAGAAAUUAGUACACUUCAACUGUAUUACCUGCAUAAAAGUGCGACACAGAGAAUGAAUAAUAGAUCGAAGAAAGAGGUUAAAGAUGUUCAGCCUAAAACGGCAAUCCAACAAUAUUCGAAUAUAUUUCUAGUUGCUGUAAGAAAUUUUACGUUCAAAAUGACUGAAGAUGCGGAGUUACUGAUGACUUUAUACGAUGGAAAAGAGUUUAAAUCUUUUACAGAGAACUAUGUUGUGCGAUGGACGAAGGAAGGGCUGAUGAGUGAUUUGGACCAAAUGCAUAAUUUAAGGGUUAUGUUUACGGAUUUAGGUAAAAGAGACUUGGAACGGGAGAAAAUUUACCUUGUGUGUCUUGUGAUAAGGAUAGGCGCAAUGGACACCAAAGAGUUGGACCAUAGACGGAGUUCAGUUAGUACAAAUAACAAGAAAAAUUACAAUGAAAAUAUGAGGCGACCAUGUGGAGUAGCGGCUUUCGAUAUAACGACGUUUAUGAACGGCAGACGGGAAACGGACCUGGAACAAGAAUAUGCCAUACCUUUCAUUAGUUGUGAAAAAGAUAAUCUAGAACAAACUUUAAGGAAAACAAUAACCAAAGAAAAGCCAGAACCCAAAAACCAUUCUUUAUUCGUGAGCAUGAAGCUUUUAAGAGGAGAUUUAAAGCAGGUCCGAGAGGAAAAUCCACAUCUAGUUUUGGGCAAUGUGUCCGUAGCAAGGAAAAUGGGUUUCCCCGAGGUAAUACUUCCAGGCGAUGUUAGAAACGAUUUGUAUCUAACAAUAUUGAGUGGAGUAUUCAGUAAAGGGAAUAAGAAAAGCGAUAAAAACGUCGAAGUAAUUGUUAGAGUAUGUAAUCACAAAGGACAACCCAUACCGGGAGUGAUAAGUAUUGGUGGCGGAGUAUCGUUGAUAGACGAGUACAGAUCUGUUAUAUACUAUCACGAAGACAAGCCUCAAUGGCACGAAACUUUCAAAGUAGCUAUACCCAUAGAGGAGUUCAAAACUAGUCACUUGAAGUUUAUAUUCAAGCACAGAUCAUCAAACGAAGCUAAAGACAAGAGCGAGAAACCUUUCGGCAUGUGUUACGUUAAGCUGAUGGAAGACGACGGUACGACACUCAAAGACUCCAAACACAAUCUAAUAGUCUAUAAAUUGGACCAUAAAAAAUUCGACGAGAAUAAUUUGGACUAUUUUUUGUUGCCUUCAAAGUAUGAGGAUGUUAAAGAUCAUCAGAAGGACUCGACCCAAGUGCCUGGUUUGAGCAUGUCUACCAAGGAUUCUUUUAGCAUAUCUAGUAAUAUUUGUUCGACAAAAUUGACCCAAAAUGUAAAAUUACUUGGUCUUCUAAAUUGGGCUUCCCACAAAGAAUCGCUCCUAGAAUCUCUUAAAGCUUUGAAAGAGGUUGACGGCGAGGAAGUGGUAAAGUUCCUGCAAGACAUACUCGAUGCCUUAUUUAAUAUCCUAAUGGAUAACCCAGAGACUGAUACUUAUGAUAGUCUAGUUUUUGAAAGUUUAUUGGAAAUAAUUAGUUUAGUAAGCAACGACUGGAAAUAUCAACAUUUUGAACCCGUCCUGGAUUUAUACAUCAAAGAAAGUUUUAGUGCGACGUUAGCCUACAAAAAAUUAAUAUCAGUAUUAAAAUCAAUAGUGGGAAAAGCUAGUGAUGACUCAUUAGUUUCAAACAGUCUGAUCUUCAAAACCAUGAAGUGCCUACAGUAUUUUAUGAAGUUCAUUGCCAGGAGUAGAAUUCUAUAUAAAGAACUUUACCCGGAAUAUGACUCCGAGGACGAUUUCGAAGAAAGCAUGCGAGAUCUCUUACAAAACAUUAUCUUCAUGAUGUCUUCUAGUAUAGAAUCCUUGAUUCGGGAACAAGGAGCUUGCCUUAAGUAUUUGCCAAGUAGUAUACCAGAUAUGUUGUUAAUUUUUGACCCUAAAGAAUUAAGUACAAUUUUAUACGAUAUGUUAAACAAUAUGCCAGUGGGUCGUCUCACCAAACAAAAGAUGAUGACCAUCAACGAGAUCAUCCACAGUAAGCUAUUUUUAUAUCCGGAAUGCCGGAAAAUCUUGCUGCCAAUAAUAACUGACCAAGUAAAAACGUUAUUUACGACCAAGGAGGAGGGUGUAACGAGACAAGACGGAAGGAGGCAAAACAGAUCGGUGGCCAAGGUGGCUCAGCUGCUUGGUACAACGGAACAUUGCGUCAACCAACAUGUCGGAUAUCCAGAAGAGGUUGAAUGGUGUAUAAAAAAUAUGAGCGAUAUUAUGGAAUUGUUGUUCCGGAAAGAUGUAGGUUCGACGUUUAAUGACAUAUCUGAGAUUAUUCAAUCAGCUUUGAGGACUGUCGUGCAGAGUCAUAUAAAAAUGGAGAAAGAUAAUCCACAUGCGCUUAAUGCCUCAACAACUUAUGGCCAUUGGCAUGGUACAGUGAAUUUAUGGAAUCAGAGUAAUUUAGUCGCUGUGAUGAUCGACAUAUUUAGACAAAUGACCAAUGAGCAUUACAACAAUUACAUAAACAGUUUCUCCACCAGCUUCGACAUUCUCGACUUCCUAAUGGAAAUCCUGGUGGUCUUCAAAGAACUCGUCAGUAAUUCCGUCUUUCCUAAGGAUUGGUGCGAUAUGAUCAUGCUGCAGAAUAGUAUAAUCCUUAAAUCGUUGCGAUUUUUUUCUCAUACUAUCCGAGACUGUUUUUUCCAAAAAUUCGAACACGACGCCUGGAACAAUUUUUUCCAUUGUGCCAUAGCCUUUAUGACCCAAGAAGCCCUUCAGUUGGAUAAUUUCUCGCUGAAUAAAAGGAUUCGCUUAUUGGAUCUUUUCAAGGACAUGAGGGUAGAAAUGGGCUUUGAAAUCAAGUCCAUGUGGUUUAACUUAGGUCAAAAUAAAGUUCAAUUUGUACCAUCCCUAGUAGGCCUCAUUUUAGAAAUGACUCUCAUACCUGAACCGGAACUUCGUCAAGCCACUAUCCAGAUAUUCUUCGACAUGAUGCAAUGUGAGUUCUACUCCUCCAGAUAUGCCAUCGAAAGCUACGGAGACACCAAGCGAGAUUCCUCACAUAUAAAGGCAAACUUUUCAGACUUCGAGAACGAAAUGAUCGUCAAACUGGACGCACUAUUCGAAGGAGGUAAAGGAGACCAUGACUAUAAGAAGAUGUUUCACGAUAUAAUGGUUGAUCUGUGUUCAAAACAUACCACUAUGAACGAGGAGGGGGUUAAAUUUGUUAAGAUCGUUUCGAGGUUGAUGGAGAGUUUGCUAGAAUAUAGGAAUAUUAUUACUGAUGAAAAUAAGGAAAAUACUAUGAGUUGUACAGUUAAUCUAUUGGAUUUUUAUUCAGAAAUAAACAAAAAAGAAAUGUAUAUAAGAUAUUUGAACAAAUUAUAUGAUCUCCAUUUAGACUGUGAUAACUUCACCGAAGCUGCAUAUACACUGGAACUACACACAAAACUCUUGAAUUGGUCGGACGAAUCUUUAAGUUCGUUGUUGAAGGGUGAUAAAAAUAAUGCCAAAACGCACAGACAACUUAAAGAAGAAUUGUAUUAUAGAAUAAUUGAAAAUUAUAGUAAAGGAAAGAUGUGGGAAUGUGCAAUAAAGAAGUGCCAGGAAUUAGCAGAGCAAUACGAACAAGAGACGUUCGACUACGAGCGUCUUAGCGAUCUCCAUACCAGAAUGGCUGUGUUUUAUGAUGACAUAAUGAAGAAAGCUCGGGCUGAGCCUGAGUAUUUUAGAGUCGGGUAUUACGGUAAAGGAUUUCCGCAGUUUCUCAGAAACAAAGUUUUUAUCUACAGGGGCAAGGAGUACGAGAGAUUGGCUGAUUUUAAUGCUAGGAUUUUAAAUGAGUUUCCCAAAGCUGAACUGUUGAAUAAACUGACGCAGCCCGGGGAAGAAAUCAUUGGAUCUGAUAAGCAAUACAUUCAAAUAAAUAAGGUGGACCCCGUUAUGGAUGAGAAAAAACAAAGGUUUUCAGGAAAGCCGAUUUCAGAUCAAAUAGUGAAAUUCUACAGAGUGAACAAUAUACAAAAAUUCACAUUUUCGAGACCGUUUACCAGGAAGGAUUCUCUGAUUGAAAGUACAAAUGAAUUUGCCCAUCUUUGGUUAGAGAGAACAGACUUAGUUACCACGUAUCCUCUUCCUGGAAUCUUGCGAUGGUUUCCUGUAGAACAUACUCAAUUACAUGAAAUUUCCCCAUUAAGAAACGCCAUAGAAACAAUGGAAAGAACCAAUAAAACUCUGAUGAAUUAUGUAAUACUUUACAAUAAAGAUAAAAAUAUGCAGAUAAACCCGCUGAGUUUAACAUUAAAUGGUAUUUUGGAUGCUGCUGUUAUGGGUGGAAUUAAAAAUUACGAAGAUGUAUUUUUUACCUCUAACUACGCAACUCAUCAUCCUGAAGAUAAAAUAUUGAAUGAAAAAUUGAAAGAUUUGAUAGCGGAUCAGAUUCCUCUUUUGGAUCUUUGCGUACAAAUACAUAAGCAGAAGGUUCCUGAAAAUCUUAAACCUUUGCAGAAGAGAUUAGAGGAAUGUUUUGCCCAGAUGAAAGAGGCUGUGGAGGAAAAAUAUGGAAAAAGGGACUGUGAUGUAAAAUUAGAAAAUGAAGUACAAAUGAGACGCCACUAUAGUAUAACUAGUGACAGCAGACUUUCAGAUAUAACUAUAACACCUGAUAACGUUGGCAGUCGCAGCCGGGUUUCCAGUUUAACUCGAAGCCAAGUGGCGUCCUUACGAAAUUUUACUGCAAACUUUAAUUUUGCCGCAUCGCCUAUGGUUAAUAGUAAAUCCGCUCACAACAGUCACAGCAAGAGCAUAAGUUACUCACCUUCGAAGAGUUUGACAGGUACUCCAAGUCUGGGUGUCAAGAAGUCGCACAAACUUUCAAAGGAGAAGCGUAGGUCCAGUAAGACUGACCUAAUCAGCCCUCCAGUCGAAAAAUGCGCUACGCAGUGGUACACUUCCGAUAGUGAACUGAAUAAUGUUAAUACAACGAAGCCGAAUACUGUGUUUGAAUUAACACAAGAGUUACAUCCUAAAAGACCUCUUCGAUCCGAAGUAGAGAAAGAGAAAAGGUUAAGUCGUCCAUCAAGUGGCCAGUAUUCACGACCUAACAGUCUUUCUAUUACUAUUAGAGGAGCAGGAAGUUCUGGAACUAGUAGUAAUAGGGAUUCUAUAGGAACAACAGACUCGAGUAUAAGUGAAGAAGAUAUAAAUCCUCCUCCGCUGCCAGUGAAGACCAAUCGAGAUAGUGAGAAUAGUAAUGUAUUACCUUACGAAAACUACAGUUUUCUGUACUCGCACAGGAAUUCCACACUCAGAAACACCUUGACGUACACGGAGGAGGCGCUAGACAUAGAACUUGAAAACGUCCCACCGACUCCUCCACCCAAACCGCCGAAAAAAUCAAAUCCAGUUGCACUUCCACCUUAGUCUCUCUUUCGAAACGUACAAAUCAUAUCUUAACGACUAAAAACUGAUUUAUGAUAGCACGGGACGUGUAAUACACGGGCCGCGGAACAACCUGGCUCCGCACGGGGUUUUGAUUUAUGCUACGGCGACGGGACGCAAGUUGUAUUUGCGAGUGUCUUGAGUGGGUUUCAAAAAUUAAUUUUACAAACAUGGAAUGGCUAGCGGUAGCUGUAGCUUUGGUUGAAGCACUUGAUUAAAUGUUCGUCAUUCAUUGUAGAAUGUAACUUCUUCUUAUGUAGCAGCUUCUUCUGCUCCAGUUGUGGACAUAUGUCUCCCCUUGUGUUUUUCAUAUUCGCCUGUCUUCUGCUAUCUGGUGCCAGUUUCUUCCCGCAUUUUCUUUAACGUCAUCCAUCCAUAUUUUUGCGGUUUUCAUAUGGGUCAAUCCAUGCCAAGUGGUCCAAUAUAAAUUAAGUUGUUUGCUUAACUUUUUUAAUAUUUUUUAUUUUUCUACCUUAUAAACUUCUCUCUAUAGAGAGUACAAAAUCGCAUUCAUUGUAUUUUUAAAAAAAUGUUUUUGCCGAUGGCGGCCAUUUUUGUUAAAGCGUAUCGAUCAUUUUUACGGAAAACAUUGCUUCGCUUUUUAGCCAAUAUUUUCACUGAGGUUUGUCCUAGAACAAUAAAUCAAAAACCAAACUUUUUAGAAAAGUAUGCUCUAAAAAAGGCCUAUACCAUUAUUUAAUUUCAAACCACUCAAAUGAACCUCAAAGUUUGAAAAGGUAAACUGAUAAAAUGCCAUUUUCAGCAUUUUUUAACAGCAUAAGGCAAGCCGAUAAUGGAUUGUAAUUUUUUUCUGGAAAAGACAUAGGUAGAUGCUUUAAAUAAAAAAUUUUUUUCAAAAAAAAUCUCAAAAAUGUAAUUUUUUUGCAAAAUCUCAAAAGUUUGACCCCUUAUAUCUCUGAUGGGCACGGAUGAAAAAAUUUGAAAUUUGGCUGAUUGUUAGGCCGUAGCAAGUAUGACUUACGUCAUAUAGGAGUUACAGGCCUGAAAAAAUGGCCAAAAAUCAAAAUGGUCAAAUUUGAGCGUUUGCGGGCAGGAUAAUUAAAAUUCAAAUAAACUGUCUAAUGAAAUAAAAAUUAAUCUAGUUUCACCAGAUUUCACAAUAAAUAAAAAUUUAUACAGGGUGGGCCAAAGAAAAGAGUUCCCCUCGAUAUUUGGCAGUUAUUAGAUUUUAAGAGAAUGCCGAAAUAGGUCGAUUUUUAUUUUUAAAUUACAAUUUUUUUUAUAUAUAUUUCAUACAUUGUAUAUAGUGACAUCAUCCAUCUGGGCAUGAUGACGUAAUCGAUGAUUUUUUUUUAAAUGGGAAUAAGGGUCGUAUGUUAUCUCAUUUGAAAGAGUGUUCAAUUCUCUGUUUAAUAAUAUAAACAAUAAUAUCAUUAUUUGUUGAGAGUGGCCAAAAAAAUAAUUUUUUAAUUAAAUUAAUUGACAAAAAAAAGAUGUAUGUAAUUUAUUUAACUCAAAAUACAUUUUAUUGCUGUCAGAAAAUAGAAAAAAUUAUUACUUGGCAAAUAAACAUUGCUUUUUUGCUUAAAUUUAAUGUUCAAACUGUCAAGAUGUAGGUGGGAGGCUGUUUGUGAUUUAAUUUAACCGAAAAGAUAUGUUUAUUUAUGAAAUAAACAUCUUUUCUAUUUUCUGACAGUAGUAGGUACAAUGCAUUUUGAGUUAAAUAAAUUACAUACAUUCUUCUUUUUGCGUCAAUUAAUUUAAUUGAAAAAAAUUUUUUUAGUCACCCUGUAUAAAUUAUGAUAAUAAUGUUAAUAUUAAUGAAUAGAGAAUUGAACACGCUUUCAAAUGAGAUACCACACGACCCCUAUUCCCAUUAAAAAAAUCAUCGAUUACGUCAUCACGUUCUGAUGGAUGACGUCACGUAGAAUGAAAUAUAUGCCAAAAAAUUGCAAUAUAAAAAUAAAAAUAAAUCUAUUUCGGCAUUUCCUUAAAAUCUAAUAAGUAACUAUUUCCAAAUAUCGAGGUGUACUCAAUUUUCUUUUCUCUGUAUUUUGUAUUAAUUGUGAAAUUUGGUGAAAAUAGAUUAAUUUUUAUUCCAUUAGACAGUUUAUUGGAAUUUUAAUUACUCUGCCCGCAAACGCUCAAAUGUUUACUCCUUAUUCUACUUGCUAGGGGCUAACAUUCAGACAAAUUUCAAAUUUUUUCAUCCGUGCCCAUCUGAGAUAUACGGGGUCAAACUUUGAGAUUUUGCAAAAAAUUACAUUUUUAAUAUUUUUUUUUUGAAAAAAUUUACUCAAGUCUCAAAGCUCAAACUUUUUUUAUUUAAAGUAUGUACGUAUAUCUUUUUCAGAAAAAAAUAACAAACCAUUAUCGGCUUGCCUUAUGCUGUUAAAAAACAUGCUGAAAAUGGCAUUUAAUCAGUUUACCUUUUCAAACUUUGAGGUUCAUUUAAAGCCUUAAGCGUAGUUUAAAAUUAAAUAAUGCUAUAGGCCGUUUUUUAGAACAUACUUUUCUAAAAUCGAUACGCUUUAACAAAAAUGGCCGUUAUCGGCAAAAUAAUUUUUUAAAAAAUAAAAUAAAUACAAUUUUGUGCUUUCUAUAGACUGAAGUUUAAAAGGUAGAAAAAUAAAAAAUAUUAAAAAUAGUUAAGCAACCACCUUUGGACCACUUGCUUGGAUUGACCCAUAUGUCUCGUUUAUGUGCUCUUGGUCGUCAUUGUAUUAGUCUCUUUGUCCACGUCGCUUUCUCUUGUCACAUAUUUUACCCAUUUCCAUUUAGAUUUUGCGAUAACUUCGAUGACAUAUUUUACUUUGAGAUUGGUGAUUGGUUAAGGACAUAGGCGCAAAAUGUCACCUGUCAAAAUGUUCAAUGUGUUUUAAAUGUAUUCAUUUUUUUUUCGAAUCCUGAGAAAACUAAUAAGUAUUUUUGAAAAAUUUAAACGCCGAAUGAAAGACUACAUUAUCACAGAGGGUAGAAAGGCCCUUAGAAUAAACAAAAAGUUUCUUUUGAAUGAGAUAUUUAAAAUUAGAAAUCACACUCAAUUUUCUCUUAAUUUUCACCCCUGUAACUUAUUAAAACAAACAUUAUAGAAGUUUUCAGGGACGGAGUGGGUCGAGCACGGGGAAAGAAUCAUCAUCCACGGGGCGAGCACGGCCGGUAGACGGCGCCCUUCCCCGUUGUCAUUCCGUCUCGUUUUACUAUAAACUACCCAAUAUCUUUCAUAUCACAUGAUUCUUCAACGUAUCCCGCAAGACAGCCGUGUCGUACACGGCCCGUUCUAACAUAAAUCAGCCUCUAGUCUCUCUUUCGAAACGUACAAAGCAUAUCUUAACGACUAAAUCUUCCACAAACGUAGUUAUAUAUAUUUUUUAUACCUGAGCAAUUGUAAAAUCUUAUAUUUCGAAGUGCUUUUAAAGUUCUAGAGUAGUUACCGUAAGUGCCAUUACAUUUAACAUAUUAUAUUUUACAGUACUCAUUGCCAAAAUGGUAUUGAUUUUUAGAUUUCUUUUUGUAUAUUAGUAUUUAUAUUUUAAAUUUUAUGUGAACCAAAGAGUAUAUUUAUUAGAUGAAUAUGUACAAAUAUA
Diabrotica virgifera virgifera (western corn rootworm) is the source of this 9678-nucleotide messenger RNA. RefSeq names its product dedicator of cytokinesis protein 1. The coding region runs from base 194 to 6112 and encodes 1972 amino acids. Gene Ontology annotation, cellular component: plasma membrane; cytoplasm. The record is from RefSeq and is a predicted model, not a curated record. Gene Ontology annotation, biological process: cell migration; small GTPase-mediated signal transduction. The transcript has 26 exons. Gene Ontology annotation, molecular function: small GTPase binding; guanyl-nucleotide exchange factor activity. NCBI's taxonomy places the organism in Eukaryota, Metazoa, Arthropoda, Insecta, Coleoptera, Chrysomelidae.